CUCGAUAUUUACGCUAUCUCGAUGGUAUUUACGGGACCCGAGCUAUCGACUUAACGUAUUAUAUUAUGGAUAUCAACAUUACGCGCUUGGGUAAUGCUUGUACCUUUGUACCACUGUGGAUUUACCCCGCAAUUGUAUUACAUAAGCUUUCGCAGUCGCAACAAAUGCGUGAGGCUCGCCGUCAGCCUCGGUUCUCCUGAAUGACAUGGUAUAAUAUAGGACUUGUGGCUCAAAGUCGUGGAAUUAUAUACGUCCUGGGCGCAAAUCACCGAUAAACAGGAGAAAUCUGUAGCCAACGUCUUCGGGGGUAACCCAAACGUCGCAAGCAUGCGUUCCCGCAUCCUCCUCCUUAUCGUCGUCUCCAUCAUCGGGCUACUCGUCCUUUUCUCAGCCCGCGAUUCGAACCUCCCAUCAGCCUCGCAAAUAUACCAUAGCCCCACAGGCAAAACUUCCCCAUCUUCGAAAAAGGUCGCGGCCUUGAUGGAAACGCGGGUAACACCAAACCUCGUCCCACUCAUCCUCCACUUCUCCUCCGUCCUCGGCCCAACAUGGCCCAUCAAGAUCUUCACCACCCAAGCCGCCAUGGUGAAUAUCUCUACCUCCGCAGCUUUCGAGCGCAAAAUUGCCGAUAAGAGCAUAUCCUUUGUCCUCCUCCCAGAGACCGAGACCUUCGAGGAGCACUCCUCCGUGUCGGCCUUCUUCUCGAAGCCAUGGUUCUGGCAGCAGCUGGCGCCUGCAGAGCGCGUCCUGAUGUUCCAGUCCGAUUCCAUUAUCUGCGCCAACUCGCGCCGCACAGUGGACGACUUCCUGGAAUAUGAUUUCAUUGGGGCGCCGGUUCGAGAGGGACUUGGCGCGGGGUAUAAUGGCGGAUUAUCAAUCCGCAACGUACCUCUGACCCUAGACAUUGUGGGCAAGGAGUCAUGGGCGGAGGACAGGAAGGAGAAGAAUGGGAAGUACAAGGAUGGCCCGAACGUGGAUUACGAAGACCAGUGGUUCUAUGCGAAGAUGAAGGAGAGGAAGGCGUAUUUCCCGACGCAGGAGGUGGCUAGCCAGUUUGCCGUGGAGACUAUCUGGGCCGAGAAGCCGCUUGGAUAUCACCAGGCGAAUGUGUGGCAGGCUGGGAGCAUGGAUAACAUCCUUAAAUGGUGCCCAGAGUACAAGAUGUGCACGAGCGAGACAUAUACUAGCCAUUGAGUGGCUAUCUCAUGGGAAGAGGCGUUAAUGGUCAUUCUUGGAAGGAAUAGGUAGCUGUAAGAUAUUGUGCUUGUACACUCCAGGGCCGUCCCGAAUAAACACUUUAUAGGAAAUAUAUCCCCAUAUAGUCGCGAACUCUGGGUCCAAGCAGACACAGGAAUUUUCCAGAAAUUGGCCAUGGUAGGUUUAUUGACAGUUACGAGUCAAAACAUUUCUACCAAACCAAACUCAUGGAAUAAGUCUCCAUUAUCGAGAAAUCAAGAGCCAUUAAUGAGCAGCGAGGAGUUGCAAGUUGAGUCACGAUGAUCUAAUCACUGACAUUAAUAUGCCUGCUGCUGAGUUAUUGCUUGUUGGUGAUUUGCUGUGAGUAUUUGUGGAG
Molecule: messenger RNA, 1573 nt
Organism: Pseudogymnoascus destructans
Lineage: Eukaryota; Fungi; Ascomycota; Leotiomycetes; Thelebolales; Thelebolaceae
Exons: 2
Coding region: 328-1194 (288 amino acids)
Source: RefSeq, a predicted model, not a curated record